AUGGAUUUCAUAGAGCAGUGGGAUAGAGUCACCGAACAAACCUGGCCUCGGCAUCUGCCACACAUUCUCAAAGACCUCACUGAAUGCGCGUUUGUCGCCCUCGAUUUUGAAUUCUCUGGCAUUUCAUCACAUCAAGCUAUAGCUGGGGGUCGGCAAACACUCCAGGAGAGAUACGCAGAGUCAAAGGCUGCCGCACAGAAAUACCAGAUCCUGCAGGUCGGACUCACUAUUGUAAAGGAAGAUGAGGUUGCAGGAAAAUAUAUUCUCAAGCCUUACAAUUUUUCUUUGAGUCCCUUGAUCGACCCCGUACUAGGUAUCGAUCGCACAUUCAGCUUCUCAAGCGCUGCCACUCAAUUUCUGCUCAAGGUUGGAUUCAGCUUGGAAUCUCCCUUUCAAGAGGGCGUGCGGUAUCUCUCAACGAAAGAGGAGGAAUUAGCAACGCAGGAGGCAUCCAAGCAUAUUAGCCGCUCGCGUACAGUCUCGAUUGCUCAGGUGGAAUUGCCCAAGGAAGAACCAGAAUCCGUAGCUUUCCUUGCAGCUGUGCGCAAAGAUAUUGACAAAUGGCUAAACAAUGGCCAGAAAACGCAGGACUAUUUGAAUAUCCCAUCGCGCAAUGCGGUUGCUUAUCCUGAUGGCAGACCUGCUGUGACGAGUCUAAAUCGUUACCAGAAAAGGCUUGUGCACCAAUUGGUAGAAACAGAAUACCCGACGCUUACAUCGAUAGGCCGGAGUGAUUUCAUAAAAGUCGUCAACUUCGAUGAGAAAAAGGAGGAAAAUAUACGCCAACAAAAAAUCCGCCGUUUAGAAAAGCAUCUACUGGAGCAUCGUGGAUUCAGAUGGAUUAUUGAAGCUUUGACGGGUGGAGAUGGCCUCUCUCAGCUGGAGUCCAAGGUAUUCGAGCCUCUGGUCCUGGAUGGUGAAGAUUUCAAUGCCAGACGCAGUACUAUCGAGGAUUUCGCGAUGAAUAUCAAAGCACGCCUGCAGAGCAAACAUCGCCGACCCCCAGUUGUUGGGCAUAAUUUGUUCUUGGACUUGGUCUAUUUAUGUCAAUGCUUUUAUGGCGAUUUGCCAGACCGGAUUGAGGAAUUUAUCCAGUUGCUCCACGAGAAGUUCCCGAUGUUGGUUGAUACGAAAUACAUAUUUACACAUGAAUGUGGUGAUAUGAACCCAGUGGCAUCGCUAGGUGUGAUUGACGAAGCAUGCAAGCAUAUUACAAACCCUGAGAUCGUGAUUGAUUCAAAGCACACACGCUACGAGGGCCAUGAGCAACCGCACGAAGCUGGGUACGACAGUCUUUUGACGGCAAAGAAUUUCAUUAGGCAAGCUAUUCAGUUGCCAGAUGCUUUCCCAGGGCCAUCGCAAUUGAUUUCUAAGACCGAAUCGUUGCCAGACUCACCCAAGCAGGCAAAAUCUAUAGAUGCAGCUAAACCCAGCAUCUCAUCGACGAAGCAUUCUCCUGACAAGAAUAUCCCUGAAUCCAGAUUCGCUCAUCAAAAUGUGUUUGCUACGUUAAGAGAUGACAGCAAUGAAGCUUCAGGGUCAGACCUGACCAACGUAUCUGAUGCAUUGGCCGCGGUCGUUGUUGAAAAUAAACUUAUUCCUUCCUUCUCAUCCUCGAUUUGGAAAAUUUACGGUAACAAGCUUCGAGUAUUUGGGACAUACGAGAGGGUAGAAAUGAAGAAUAUCAACCCUUCGAAGAAGCAUCAUGACAGCGACGCAUUCUGGCGGCCGACCUCUCAUUCCGCCGUAUGCAAAAGUUGUCAAGAGACAAUUACACGCAGUUAUGCAUCGGCUGCGUCGACAGUAGUUGGCUCUGAUGUCUCCAAAACCGAAAUUUCUCUCGCGUCGAGCUCCGAAGCCGUGACUCCCUCCUUUACGAUCAAAGCCGGCAUUGUCCUUUCUCGUCCUCCGCAAAUCACUCGCGACUUGACGCCCUUUGAAAGUUCGUUUUUUUUCUAUCAGAAACGACUCAACGAGCGUCUUGCGCUUCCUUUCACGCGAUACUUCUAUUUCAAACGCGGAACGCCGGCAGAUGAGGAUUGGAAGAGGAAAUACAAAGAGCGGCUGACACCGUCGCGCGACAUCGGGCAAUACAAUGCCUACUCGAAAGAAGCAUGGAACGACGAGUUGCUUGUCGGCGCUGUGGAAUCGGAGCCGUCUCAUCAAGUAGAAAUGCUCUUGCGAGAUGCAGAAGUGGUCACUACGGCUUCGUCUGAGGGAAGCACAACCAAGAAAGUCGACGUUGAGCGGCCGGCAUCUCGUGUCACAGAGGCAGAUAAGAAGAAUGACCAUAAGAGCUUAGACCGUCUACUUCAGAGAACAUUGUAUCUGCUCGUGCAGACGAAGGAAGGAUACUGGAAGUUCCCCAGUUCGUCCGUUGGCUUGGAUGAGAAUUUACGCUCCGCCGCUGAACGUACCCUUUCCCAAUCUGCGGGUGUCAACAUGAAUACCUGGUUUGUCGGUUUCCAUCCAGUCGGCCACCACUCGUACAAAUUCAAGGUGCCCAAGCCUGAUGAGGUUUCGAAAGAGCUCGUUGCAGGCGAAAAGACAUUCUUCAUGAAAAGCCGCAUCCUGGCUGGUCAGGCUGAUCUCAUGGCCAACACACAAAAUCUUAGCGAUUUCAAGUGGCUCGCCAAGGAGGAAAUCCAGAAGUAUGUUCUGCCGCAAUAUUAUAGCAGCAUCAAGAACAUGCUUGCAGAUCGGUAA
Messenger RNA from Talaromyces atroroseus, 2706 nucleotides. RefSeq lists its product as hypothetical. The record is from RefSeq and is a predicted model, not a curated record. Gene Ontology annotation, biological process: nuclear-transcribed mRNA poly(A) tail shortening. Gene Ontology annotation, molecular function: poly(A)-specific ribonuclease activity; RNA binding. The transcript has 8 exons. Bases 1 to 2706 code for a protein of 901 amino acids. Lineage: Eukaryota; Fungi; Ascomycota; Eurotiomycetes; Eurotiales; Trichocomaceae. Gene Ontology annotation, cellular component: cytoplasm.